AUGAGCGUGCCAAACGCCCAGGAGUUCAUCAACCACAAAGAAUGCUUUUCCAAGCCUAAAAAGAAGCUCGUGCAAACGCGCAUUGUCUUCGACCCCGUUUUUGGCUUCUCCGCUCCAGCGCGGCUGGUGACCAGAAGGCCCGUACCAAAUGCCACCAGCAUCGCACACACGCCAUUCUUCUCGACAGCAGAUCCGUCAUUGACUUGCCUCUUCCGGCUGCCAUUCGAGAUUCGGUUGCAGAUACUACGCUACCUUCUGUUGUCCGAUUACGACUUUGUCCACCAGGUGUGUGUAACGACACAACGACUUGUCUUCUACAAAGACAAUCGUCCGUAUCACCUUUCAUUUUUUGGACAAGAAGUCUCUCCAGAAAUCCUCAGAUGCUCUCGAGCCUGCGAGGAAGAGGGCGCAAGAAUCCUCUACGGAGAGAACCGCUUCAAGGUCGCAGAUUGUCGCGCCGUAGGAAAGGGGCAGACUGUGAACUCCUGGCCAUUGCCGUUGCGUCAUGCACGUCUCAUCUCACGGCUCCGUCUCGGAAUCUACAGUCAAGAGGACGAAAGCAAAGCCGCACUGACUCGACAGCCCUACCUCUUCCCUCAACUCCGGCACCUCACUCUGCACGUGAGACUUACGUGCCGGCAAUUUGAGAAUCUAUUGGACGUGUACAGCCAUGUCUUCAGGCAACUCAAGACAUUCGACUUGUGCAUCACCAUCGAUGAAGGGGAGUUUGGAAACCUUGUGGAGGAGAUCUGUUAUGGUGGUGAGGGGAACAUUGUUUGGAUGCAGGAGGAGGAGUUUGAAGAGAUCAUGUGCAUAUCAUACAAGGCAGCGCUGAUCAAGCAUUCUUGGUUCAACAAGAAGGACAUUGAAUGGGAUGUUGAGAACGUCAGCCACGUGUCCUGGGCUGAGUCUCACCCGACUCCAAGUCUUCGAAACAGCUCACACAACACAGGAAGCCUGAAGUGGUGCGGUAGAAGAAAGAUGACGGUUGUCCAGAGCCAAGGCCGGUCUGGCGCGCCUUCAAGUCGCUUGUCGGCCGAGAUUGACAGAGCGUCGGAUGAGACCUCGCCUCUGCUCGCGAGCCAAGGCGUCCGGCCCGCGACGUCAGCUCUUGCAGACGCCGAGGACGGGAUGGAGCCGGUCGGCGCCGAGAAGCCCAUCCCGAAGCUCCAGAUCUUCCUGCUCUGCUACGCGCGCUUGGUCGAGCCUAUGGCCUUCUUCUCCAUCUUCCCCUACGUCAACCAGAUGGCCCAGAAGAACGGGCACCUCCCCGACGCAGAUGUCGGGUUCUACAGCGGGCUCAUCGAGUCGCUCUUCUCCCUCACGCAAGCGGUCUUCAUGCUCCCCUGGGGCAGGGCAGCGGACCACGUGGGCCGUAAGCCCGUCCUCGUGUUCUCGCUGUUUGGCGUCACCGUCGCUACCGGCAUCUUCGGCAUGGCCAGGACGAUCUGGCAGAUGAUUCUGUUCCGCUGCGCCGCCGGUGUCUUUGCCGGCACCAUCGUCACCAUCCGCACCAUGCUGGCGGAGCACAGCACGCCCAAGACGCAGGCCAGAGUCUUCAGCUGGUUCGCCUUCUCCGGCAACCUGGGCAUGUUCAUCGGGCCCUUGCUGGGCGGCGCUCUGGCCGACCCGGCGCAGCAGUAUCCCUCGCUGUUUGGAAACGUCAAGUUCUUCCAUGACUACCCAUAUGCCCUCGCCAGCUUCGUGAUCGCAAUCGUGGGGGCCACCGCGGCUGCGGCCUGCACGCUGUUUGUCACAGAGACCCUGCAGCGGGAGGAGAGCGGCUUCUCGCGCGUCGAACAGGCCGCAUCGGGAGCGGUGGCGGCUGGGGGCGGCGAGAAGUCGACCUGGCAGAUAGUCAAGUCGCCCGGCGUCGGCAUGGUACUGUAUGUGUACGGGCACGUCAUGCUGCUUGCCUUUGCCUACACGGCGAUCGUGCCCCUGUUUUGGUUCACGCCGGUCGCCCUGGGCGGCUACGGCUUCACGUACCUCCAGAUCUCCUUGAUGAUGGGCGUCAACGGCGCCGCGCAGGCCAUCUGGCUCCUGCUCAUCUUCCCGCCCCUGCAGCACCGGCUCGGGACCAACGGGGUCAUGCGCGCGUGCGCGCUGGCCUACCCCUUGAUCUUCAUCCUCUCGCCCCUGGGCAACGCCAUCCUGCGGGUGGGCACCAAGGAGAUGGACACGUUCUUCUGGAUAUUUGCGCCGACGGCGCUGGCAAUCUGCUGCGGUGUAAGCAUGAGCUUCACGGCCAUCCAGCUCGCGCUCAACGACAUUACACCGUCGCCGCAGGUCCUCGGGACGCUCAACGCCCUUGCCCUGACCGGGUAUGCUUUGAUCCGGCCAACUAAUCCGCCGUCUCCAUUUCAAGUGCCCUCAAGACACGAAUACCGCGAUGCCAAGAAGGUCAUCUACCUCGAGCCGCCCACCAACGGCUCCAAGACGGUGCGGACACGAGUGACCAGGGUGAUCCCGCCCCCGCGGCUCCCCUCUCCGCCUCCACCUCCUCCGCCGGAGAUCAUCGAGGUGCCGCCGCCGCCGCCGCCGAUCAUGCUCCCGCCGCCCCCUCCGCCGGAGCCGGACAUCAUCGACGUGAUCGCCGUGGACGUGGCGCCGCGCCGCAAGAGGUCCAAGAGCCGCAAGAGCAGGUCGCACAGCCGGGAGACGCGGGAGCGGGACCGCGAGGUGAUCAUCGAGCGCGAGAAGAUCGUGCCCGUGCCCGUGCCCGUCCGCACGCAGCCGGAGUUCGAGACCUUCCGGUACGUCGACGCCCCGCGCCGGUGGAGCCCGCCGGCCCUCCCGGCCCCGCCCCCGAGGAGGGAGAGCCCCGACAUUGAGCGGCAGCGGAUCAUCAUCGAGGACCACCGGCGUUCGAGGGGCUACGAGUACCGCUAG
This is a messenger RNA of Thyridium curvatum, 2892 nucleotides long. RefSeq lists its product as uncharacterized. Gene Ontology annotation, biological process: transmembrane transport. The record is from RefSeq and is a predicted model, not a curated record. The transcript has 3 exons. The coding region runs from base 1 to 2892 and encodes 963 amino acids. Gene Ontology annotation, molecular function: transmembrane transporter activity. NCBI's taxonomy places the organism in Eukaryota, Fungi, Ascomycota, Sordariomycetes, Thyridiales, Thyridiaceae.